UGCCGGGACGCAUUACUAGGGCGACGGGCCGGACGCCUCCCGCUUCGGGAUGAAUUAGCGGCGGGUUUUGCUCGGAGGUUGUGCCCCCUACGGAUUCUCCAGUUCGUCCACGCGACCCCCACGGCGACGCGCGACGUCCUCUGCUGGUCACAGAAUCAUGGUGUCAUGGAAAGGGAUUUACUUUAUACUCACUCUAUUUUGCGGAAGUUUUUUCGGAAGCAUUUUUAUGCUCGGCCCCUUUUUACCUUUGAUGUUUGUAAGCCCAUCUUGGUAUCGCUGGAUCAACAACCGCCUUGUGGCAACCUGGCUCACACUGCCUGUGGCAUUGCUGGAGACCAUUUUUGGUAUAAAAGUGAUUAUAACAGGUGAUGCGUUUGUUCCUGGGGAAAGAAGUGUCAUUAUCAUGAAUCAUCGGACAAGAAUGGACUGGCUGUUCCUGUGGAACUGUCUGAUGAGAUAUAGCUACCUCAGAUUGGAGAAAAUUUGCCUCAAAGCUAGUCUCAAAAGUGUUCCUGGAUUUGGUUGGGCCAUGCAGGCUGCUGCCUAUAUCUUCAUUCAUAGGAAAUGGAAGGAUGACCAGAGCCAUUUUGAAGACAUUAUUGAUUAUUUUUGUGAUAUCCGUGAACCGCUUCAACUCCUCAUAUUCCCAGAAGGAACCGAUCUCACAGAAAACAGCAAGGCUCGAAGUAAUGAUUUUGCUGAAAAGAAUGGACUUCAGAAGUAUGAGUAUGUCUUACACCCAAGAACUACAGGCUUUACUUUUGUGGUAGAACGUCUAAGAGAAGGUAAGAACCUCGACGCUGUCCACGACAUCACGGUGGCGUACCCGCACAAUAUUCCUCAGACAGAGAAGCACCUCCUCCUCGGGGACUUCCCCAAGGAGAUCCACUUCCACGUGCACCGGUACCCAGUAGACACCCUCCCUGAGUCCAGGGAGGACCUCCAGCUCUGGUGCCACAGGCGCUGGGAGGAAAAGGAAGAGAGGCUGCGCUCCUUCUACCAAGGGGAGAAGAAUUUUCAGUUUACGGGAGAGACUGUAAUUCCACCUUGCAAGUCUGAGCUCAGGGUCCUUGUGCUCAAAUUGCUCUCCAUACUUUACUGGACCCUGUUCAGCCCUGCAAUGUGCCUACUCCUAUAUCUGUACAGUCCUGUUCGGUGGUAUUUUAUAAUCACCAUGGUUAUCUUUGUGCUGUUAGAGAGAAUAUUUGGUGGACUGGAGAUCGUUGAACUUGCAUGUUACCGGUUUUUGCACAAACAGUCACACUUAAAUAUACGGAAAAAUGAGUGAGAUCAUAAGGUUCACAGUGUAACAACCAAGGGGAUGUUUUGGAAAUGUGUCAAGCCUUUGUAAACAGAGAUGCAUUUUUGCAUGACCAUGUCAAAUAUUUCUACUACCAUCAUUAUUUGUUAAAGAUAUUUUGCACUUAGUUUUGUGGGAAAAUAUUGCUACACACGAUUUUUUUUUUUUUAAUCUCUGAAUGUAAUUUCAAUACGCAUAGCAGGGAGCGAUCGCUGUAAAAUAACUCGGGCCAGAGUAUUCCUAAGCAACCACCAGGCUGUUAGCAGACAAGGGACACACAAGAUUUUCCUAGAGGCCCAAUCCUAUUUCCUAACAAACUCCCCAGACAAGAGGCAGAUCCGGGGCUUGGGAGCACGGGCUCAGAUCAAGUGCUGGCACUUGACUGUGGAGGUGAGAGCCCUUCCUCCCGGUUCCCUCCCCAGGCUCAUUUCUCUGCCAAUCAAACCACUGCAUCCUGCAUUAAGGCCAGGAAACAGAAAUCCCUGUCCUUCAACCAACCACCCAUUUUGAUAGGAAGCCCUUCCUUAUUCAUAAAACCUUGGCACUCAGCCUUGCACUUACCGAGACAUCAGAAGACCACCUGUGCCCUUUCUUCCCAUGGGUAGUAAGACCUGGACAUUUCUCAGGGAGCAACCACAGGCUCUCCACUUGGAAACCUUAGUUUGGAUUUGUACAGAUAGGAACGCAGAGAGUUUAGUUCACUUCUACUUACUCUUGCAUGCUCCCAGCUGGUUUCCUUACCGCUCGUUGGCAGGGGUAGCUUUUUCCGCGUGACAUCAUGUCACUUACCUUUCUAAAGGAAUGCGUGGAAGGUCCUGUUACUGCAGUCAGAAAUUCUUGAAGUGGUGUCCUUUGAAAUAGUUCUUUAAAACCUGCCCCAAAAGGAAGGUUAUUGUAUUUUCUGUAGGUGCAUGGGUAUCUAACAUCUGUGUUAAAGCAACACUGGCAGCACUCGGCCCUCGCAGCCUCACAGAUUUGAUAACAGGAAAAUGAACGCCUUUUUAAUGAUAAUGAGGGCUCUCGCUCUCUCUUUUUAGUUCCAGCCUUCCUGUUUCAGUACUAAAAUUUAAAUCCACCUUUGACCAAUUGUUUGCCUAAAUAUUCCCGGCAUUUGGAGUCCAUGGAAAAUCCAGCAAACCAACAGCACCAGUCUCCUUCUGAGGUGGAAGAAAUGCGUGGUCAUGGUUUCCACCCUGCUGGAGCUGUGCACUAAUGUUUCUGUCCUAUGAUGGGGACGCUGGUCAGAGCGGCAGGAAACACGAAGCAGUUAAAAGUCUUGAGCUGUUCGCAGACCUGUCUGCUUUAUUCCUGCCUUCAAAUGGCCUCAAAAGCUAUUGCUAUAUGUACCCUUUUGGCAUGAAUGCCUUCUCCUUAAUUACAACCCAUUUUUGCUCAACGGUGACUUUUACCCAACAGUUGAAACGUGCAUUGCCAGGAGAGGUAAGCACACUGUGAGCCGAACUUACAGAGAAGGUCCAGGUUGCGCGCAAAACACCGUUGACACGUCACUAAUGAGCGCGCGCGCGCGGGCAGGCACCGGCCUGUAUUUAACCGCUCCCCCCAGGCCGUUUCCACGCCUGCCAGGAGCUAUUCAGUAGUUAUUACGCACAUCUGCUCCGGACCCAGUGGGCUAAUCCCGUGGUUUUUAAGGUGUUUUUCUUUUUUAACCUUUUUUUUUUUUCCUGAAUAAAAGAGGUUUCUAAUUGAGGUCUCUCUCAGACCGCCUUUUGGUUAUAUCUGGAAACACACAGAGUUUUACAGUCAGCCCUGCAUUUGUCCUGGGCAAUGGAGAAAAGCCGCAUCUUCUACCCCCACACGUGUUUAUACUGGAGCCCACCUGGCCGCUUCUCGACUCCUUGUUCGAGGUAACCUCCAUAGGAUGGCGUGAAACCUGUACAAGAGGAAAGCUCUUUUCUUUCCUUUUUAAAAAAAUGUUUUCUUUGGAUCAUAAAAGACAUGUUUAAGAUAAAAUGCAAACUUUGUUUUACUACCCAAAAUUCAUAUGUACCCAAACUUGGGAAUACAGACAUCGUACCUGCUUUCAGAAUCAAAAGUGAUAACUUCAAAGAGAAAAAAGUUGCUUCUUUUUGUUUUUUUUUCUGGUUUUGUUUUUUGGGGUCUUGUGUUUUUGCAGUAAGGCUUCUUUUAAAGUCGUAAUUCUUUAUGUUCCUACAUAUUUGCCUUUUUCUUUUAAAAAAUUUUAAAGAAAUAUUCAGCGAAUGAUUUGGAACUUAGAGCUUUGUAAAAUUGGUAAAAAAAAAAAAUAAGUAGAAAUUAACUUUCAUGUCGUGAUCUGCUUCAGGAAUGAGACCUCCACCCCCUCCCACCUCAUCUCUCUGCACUCAGAGCAGCUGCGUGUGCUGCUGAGUCUAGCCCACGCUUCCCACUGGAUGCUCUUUCAGUCCUUUGAAGAUCAGCUCAGUGGGCUGCAAAACGUUUACAGUACCAUCUCUCCAACUGUUCAGUCUUUACCAUUCAGAAACGUUGUAAACAAGCAAAUGUGGUUUGUAUGGGAUGUGAACCAUUAUGCUUAAAAUAGGAAACUAUGGGGAAGGGCGCUGAUGUGGUCACAGGUUCUUCCACCAGAAAGCUCUGAUGAGAGGCCCAAAUCAGUAGACGAACGUGGUAAAGGACCAGAGGAAAAUGUUAAGCAGAGCCCAUAAUUUCAAACUCCUAUUAAAAUCCUUCCUUGUUUGUAACACUACUAACACACAGAUUAGGGAGAAAUACCAGCUUCCACUCACAUCACUUUGACAUUAGUCACUUCCCAGCACCACGUCAGGAGCUGGACGUUGGAGGCCAAGACUGAAUUCUGCAGAAAGGGUGACGUGCCCAUUGCACCUGGCCUGCAGGCUCUGGGCCCAACCGUGAUGCCCCUGUGCACUUUUAUAAUAGAGACUCAAAUGGAGGGAGCCUGUUGGUAUUAAAUUGUUUACAUUUCUUUGUAUAAAUAACGUGCUUUCAGUGCCUUAGUUAUGGGUCCCUUUCUUUUUCUUGUUCCAAGAAUUCUACAAUGUGUUUCUUAGGUAAAAGUCUUUUUGCUAUUGACUGGGAGGAAAAUGGUUUGUAAACACUGGUCACUGUGGUAAACACUACUUUGUGGGGACAUCUGGAGAGGAGAGCUUGAUGCUGAGGUAGCCUUUGCCUUAGAGCUAUUAUUUAUGCUGUAGGAAACAAACACGGUCUUGUCACACGAUGAGCUUCAGAUUGGAGAUGGCCCAAAAGUUGUCUUGUACCAACCUUAAGCUUUUAUUUCAGAAGAGAAUCUCGGUUUUGGUAAUUUAUUUUUUAAAAGAUUAUGUACAAAACAAAUUUUAAAAAUAACUCACAGAAUGGCCUUAGUUUUCAAUGUCCACUAGUAUGUUUAAGAGUCGUGUUAUCUGUAAUUUACAUCCCAGAAUAAAGUGGUAUGAAUCAGAUCGAGUUUGCCCAUGUAUCCUGUUUCUGGUUUUGCCCGAAUGACUGUGUGCUCCUGUGUUUUCCCAUAUUGUUACAGCCUUACUGUAUGUAGUAUUAAGGAGGAGCUCAUCAGUUAGGACUCUUUCACAGAUGUUUAAAAAAAACAAAUGCACAUACAAAAAGGGAAUAUACCGCUUCCAUAAUUGAAAAAGUCUAGGGGCCACAGUUGAAUUCAGGCCUCAGUGAAUGUCAUGAGAACUUGGUUUUCUUCCAUUUCUGUCAAUUCAGCCCUGAGGGCAAUUUGGUCAUUUCACACUUGUGGGGUUGUAAUGGCAAAUACCAGCACCACCAGAUUUAAGAGGUAAAUGGAACUCUAUGCGUCCCCCAUCACUGUUAGGGAGUAUGUAACUGUGAAAGCAAAUCUUCUAGCAAAGCUUGACAGAUGCAUGAAAAUGUGCUUAGCAAAUACAUACACACGCACGCACAUGAAAAUCAUGGAACUGAAGGGUAGCAGAAUAUGCCACCCUAAAAUAUGACUAGUUAAGCACGUGCCACCCAAAAUAGACCACGUUGGUAUAUUGGUUUUGAGCUGUAGGCACUUGAAAAGCAGCAAUUGGAGGGAAAGGCUUUCUCUGAACUGCCUGAAGACCAGUUCUCCAAAAAGACUCAAUGGCCAUAUUAUGCUAAACUAAAUAAGUCAUUCAGGACAAUUAUCAUAUGACCUCAUUGAUAUGUGGAGUUUAAGAAACAAAGCAGGUGAUCAUCAGGGAAGAGAGGAAAAAAACAAGAUGAAACCAGAGAGGGAGACAAACCAUAAGAGACUCUUA
Molecule: messenger RNA, 5526 nt
Organism: Zalophus californianus (California sea lion)
Lineage: Eukaryota; Metazoa; Chordata; Mammalia; Carnivora; Otariidae
Gene: LCLAT1
Product: lysocardiolipin acyltransferase 1
Exons: 6
Coding region: 158-1288 (376 amino acids)
Cellular component (GO): endomembrane system
Molecular function (GO): acyltransferase activity
Source: RefSeq, a predicted model, not a curated record